Gryllus bimaculatus (two-spotted cricket) is the source of this 2733-nucleotide messenger RNA. NCBI's taxonomy places the organism in Eukaryota, Metazoa, Arthropoda, Insecta, Orthoptera, Gryllidae. The record is from the annotation of a GenBank genome assembly.
CAGUAUAUGUGGAGAUUUGAUCGUGAUGUUAUGUUGUUUCAGUUCGUUACUGUUUGUUUUCCAUGGAGUGAGUGGUAAAUGUUCAGUAACAGAGCCUUAGACAAAAUAAAAGAUUAAUAGACCCCCAAAGAAGCGAGGUUAUAUUAAAUUUUGUAUUCGAAAGCAAUAAAAAUUCUAUCAUUGGCUGAGUAAAAUUUGAAAGCUUCUGUUUAUUUAUAUCAGUUUUCUCUUUAGUGCUUCUGAACUAGUGUAUUGGUUAGAAUAGGCAUGCGAUUUUUUUCCAAUAGAAGUGGUGUGUUAAUUUUAUUAUAAUUUUUAUACGCCAAGUGCUCUAAACGUGUGUAUAAUCGAUUUCUGGUGGUCUGUUUAAGAAAAUUUCAAUUGAGGUGUCAACAGAGAAUUUAUCCGCUUUUUUGUGCAAAGUGUGUGUACUGAAGUGUCAUUAGUGCCACAUCCAGUUGUCCACGGUUUGCAUUAUAUGCCUAUUGUGUAACUACGGCCAGUUUUGGUGUGUCUAAAUAAAAUGAGUUCGGGAUUUAUCUCCGAAGCUGAAUUGGCAGAGCGGCGACGAGCACGCCAAGAAGAGUGGGAUAAAGUAAGAAAACCGGAUGAUCCAGAAGAAGCUCCAGAGGAACAUUAUGAUCCCAGAUCCCUUUUUGAAAGACUGGAAGAGCAGAAGCAAAAAAGAGAUAUGGAAUAUGAAGAAGCACAUAAACUAAAAAACAUGAUCAAAGGAUUGGAUGAUGAUGAGGUGGAAUUUUUGGAUUUGGUUGACCGAACCAAAAUUGAACAGGAGAGACGGAAAUGCAGUGAAGAAGCACGUGAAAUAAAAGAUUUCCGAGAAGCUGUGGCCACUCUGCAAGAAAAGUCAUUGGAACAGAGAAUCAAUACUGAAAUCCGGCAACAAACACGACCUGCAUCUAAUUCUCAACAGACUGGUCUCUCAAGCUUAGGUAGCAGAACUUCUCAAACACGCUUACUGGCUGGUGCUGUUCGUAAGCGACAUGCUGAUAGUCCUACAACUGCUGCAAACCCCAAAAAACCAUGCACAUCUUCUGAUGAAAGUGCAGAUGUUGAACCAAAGACAAAUCAAGAAGCAGAACAAAAUAACAGUCAAGAAUCAAAACAGAAUGAUGUUUUAGAAAGUGAUCCUCAUGAAAAAAGCUCAAGGAAGAGGAAAGAGAGGGAUGACGGAGAGAGCAAUGGCGAAGUGACAAACGGUCCUCCUGUGGGAGGUGCUAUGAGAUGCAUUGGAAUUUUGCCUGGAUUGGGAGUGUAUCAUGAUUCCAGUGACUCAGAACAGAGCUCUGACACAGAUCAAGACAUCCCUUGCACCGCCGGUUAUGACUUGCUAGGGCGAAAAUUACAAUCCGCUACUAAGAAAUCAAGUCAGAGUUCUGAACGAUAAUGAUUAUGAUCAAAAGAUGAUUGAGAGAGUUCCAUAUGAAUGUAAAAUACCCUAAUGUUUUCAGAUUUUGAGCAUGGAAAUCAAGAACCUUUUGCUGUUAAAGGAAAAGUUUCAAUUGACUGUUCUUAACUGAAGUUUUAAGGUUAGCAAACCGUGUUUGAUGUCGGUCAGAGAUGUAUAUCAUCUCUUGUUUACUUGUUUUGUGUCGCAUGUAUUGUAUGAUAAAGUGGCUGUGAAGGUUGUUUUAAGGUGGUGUAUAUACACUAGACAACUCUGUUGUAGUAUGAGUUUUCAAAUUAGAUCAGAUGACUUCACUUUUCUGUUGUUUUGCUUUUCGUUCCAUUUUUCGUUCAUGUUAAAAUGAUUGCAGUCAUUACUAAUUUUUUGUUUUUUCAUUUAAGCAAUGCAGAUUUCAAACAUUUGAAACCAUUUUUCAUAAUGCGAUGCAUUUUGAAAAUUAUAUGUUUUUAAUUUUUUCAUGGAUUUGUUGUUGACCAAGAAAGAACAAUUGUUUUCAUUAAAUUUCUCUAUAUUUUCUGCCUUCUACAUCUGUUUAUUGAAUUUUGUGAGUAAAUACUAUAUUUUUCUACCAAAAUUGUUUUAUCUAGAUUCAUGAUUAUGUAUCUAAUAAAAAAAUUUCAGAAAACUACUUUUUAUUUUGGAGUGUUUAAGAUAUCUAAUGCUAUUGAUGUGAAGAACUCCUGUAGGCAAUUCAAGCAUAUUUUCACAUAGAAAUAGCAUAUUUUUAAAAUUUCAAUUUUAUAGGUGAAAGCUUGUAUAUUGAAUGGUGAAAAGCAAAUUGCUGUUUAUCAUGGGUAGUUGAAAUGAUUUCAGUAAGAAUUGAAACUUUAUUUUUCUUACAAUAUCUUCUUGCUUUUAAUGUAAGGAAUAUUACAUUUCGGUGCCAGUAGCAAAACUCAAUUUUAUCGUAGCCCAAAAAUUGGGUUUCUGAAAUGUAUAUAAUUUUAUUAAUUUUAGUGAAAGCAGUUGUCUGAAGGUGCACAUAAUUAAAUGUAAAUAUUAUUGAGUUUAUUGGUAGGUAAAGAAGCAGUAUUAUGAGAAUGCUGUGAUUUCUAAAUUUUAAUAAAAAGUAAAUAAUGUUGCUACUUUUUGUUAUUUUUCACUUUUAAUGUGCUUGCAUCUAUGUUCUGUGGUAAAUGUCUGGUUCUGGCUGGUUGCUUAAUGUUUUGUGUAGAUGAUUGUAUAAUUGAGAGGAUAAAAUAAAAUAAUUCAUUAGAGACAUUAAAAUUUUGAAUCAUAUAAUUUGUAAUGUAUAUAAAUUUAUGCAUUUUUUAAAAACAUGUUUGAAAAUAAAAUCAGUGGUG